AUGAAUGCACUGAUUCGCUGCUUGGGCCAAGCGGGGAUUUCCAGCCCAGCAGAACAAUUUGUGACUCUUGGAUCCCUGACUCCAUUCCUCAAUGGCUCGUCCUACCUCUCCGUGUACCGCAAGAUUCUGAUGCAGAAUGUGGAAAGUGUAACUAAUUACUGUUACCCCCCGGAGACACAACAAGUGCUGACACAGCUACUUCAGGAGCCAAGCAUGCUUGGAAAACCCAUUCAGUGGCAGUCUCUGGCUCUACAGCGCUUGGACAGGUUGGUUUCCCUCUUUCCAGAGCGUUCUCUGCAGUCGUUGAACACAGCUGUGCUUUCAAGCCGCUGGGUGCUGCAGAUUUUCUCUGAAGAGAAUAAGUGGGUGACGUCGCCCUUGGGUGCUGCUUGUGUUCAGAGUGAAAGUCCAGCUCAGCGUGCAGCGCAUACCCUAAGAAGACGCACGUUGCUGCGUCGUUCUCUUAUAGCACAGCCUUCAUUGAGAACUUCAUUGCCAGCUCCUGACUGUCGCACACUCCGUGGCGUCACUGCCUCUGUAUGGGGCACAGAUAUUCUGAUGAAGAUGUCGUCUAUAGAUUUUAUGGACUGCCUUGAAGACAUUGGUCAGGAUCCUGAUAUCACAUCUAAGGAGUUGACCUCUCUGAUGAGUAGAGUUCUGCAGAUCAGUGGUCCUGUGUCUGAAAUCCCUCCUCUUAUGAUUGCUCGUCUUGGACGCUUGUCAACUAAACUCAGUGAGAGUCAACUUCAGCAGGUACUUCUGGCAGACAUGCAAGUGAUGGAGGCUCUAGGGAGAGAGAAAGAAUGGACCACAAAGCAGUUACAGAUAUUGGCACAGGGUUUCCUCAGAUCAAACAGUCUCUCAGUGCAGGAUCUAGAUGGUGUGCAUUUGGCGACUCUGGGCCAUGCAUUGUGUGGCUUAAGAAGUGAGGACAUGGAGCAGCUGCACGCUUAUGAAUUUUGUUCUGCGGUGCUUUAUCUGGGCUCACUCCCCCUUCAAUGUACGGAGCAGCAGCUAUUCAUUCUCACCCGACUUUGCGCGCACAGUGACGUAUUUGGACCAGUCAGCCAGUGGACAGAGGAUAUUUUUCGGGAAAUGGGAUCUGUGGCUGCUGGAUUGCAGGAUAUUGAGCUCUCUUCCUUGGUCUUGGAGCAGAUUCAGGGACUGUCCCCUCUAGCCGUGUCUCUAAUGCCUCCCAAGAAGUUUGCAGUCUCGUUCUCAGCUCUGCAGCUCCGCAUGUUCUCCUGGUCUCAGGCAAUGGGUGUAACAAACCAGCAGUGGAAACUCCUGGACCAAGAACAACAGAAAUCGCUCAAUGUGAUCCUCACGGGGGAAGAGAAUGGAACGCAAGAUUACAGAGCAGGGAUGUCCUAUGCUGGUCACUGCUCCCCGUGUCCUCUACUCUUUUACUGCUCUCUGCUGCUGGCGCUGUGUGUGAUUUUCCUUUCGUGACACAUCUGUUGCCAGUCUGGCCCCUGGCUUGUGGCUCUCAUGAGGACUCUGUGUGGGAU
Spea bombifrons (plains spadefoot toad) is the source of this 1511-nucleotide messenger RNA. RefSeq names its product stereocilin (gene STRC). Gene Ontology annotation, biological process: cell-matrix adhesion. Gene Ontology annotation, cellular component: kinocilium; stereocilium tip; cell surface. The record is from RefSeq and is a predicted model, not a curated record. The transcript is spliced from 11 exons. The coding region runs from base 1 to 1452 and encodes 483 amino acids. Lineage: Eukaryota; Metazoa; Chordata; Amphibia; Anura; Pelobatidae.